Molecule: messenger RNA, 804 nt
Organism: Pichia membranifaciens NRRL Y-2026
Lineage: Eukaryota; Fungi; Ascomycota; Pichiomycetes; Pichiales; Pichiaceae
Exons: 2
Coding region: 1-804 (267 amino acids)
Cellular component (GO): RNA N6-methyladenosine methyltransferase complex; nucleus
Molecular function (GO): mRNA m(6)A methyltransferase activity
Source: RefSeq, a predicted model, not a curated record
AUGCAUUUUAUUCCGAUCAUCCAAUCUCAAACAGACUUCAAGCUGGGUGACUGUUCGUAUUUGGACACAUGUCAUAAGAUAUCCAACUGCAGAUACAUCCAUUAUGGACAGAUCUGGGACUUCACCAGAGGCGAGCCGGCAUGCAGCUACUUGAGCUGCGAACUUCCUCCGCAAUGGAUCAACUGCGACUUGAUGAACAUUGAUUUCGAGGUGUUUGGCAGCGACUUUGGGGUGGUCAUCGCCGACCCCAGCUGGACGAUCCACAUGAAUCUCAACUACAGCAGUCUGAAGGACGACGAGUUGUUGUCCUUGCGCAUGGACAAGUUGCAGCGUGAAGGCCUGUUCUUGUUGUGGGUCACCGGCCGCACCAUCGAGACGGGGCGGGAGUUUCUCCGCAAGUGGGGCUACAAGGUGAUCAACCAGAUCACGUGGAUCAAGACCAGCCAGUUGGUCCGCACAAUCAGCACCGGGCGGACCGGCCACUGGUUGAACCACUCAAAGGAGCACCUCCUCGUUGCCACCAAGGGCAGCGUGAAGUGGAUCAACCGUGCCAUCGACUCGCAAAUCAUGAUCUCCUCCACGAGAGAAACUUCCCGCAAGCCCGACGAGAUCUACGGUAUAGUCGACCGGCUCGUCGGCGCCGGCGUCCGCAAGCUUGAGAUCUUCGGCAGACAGCACAACACUCGUCCGGGCUGGUUGACCGUCGGGAAUCAGCUAGAGGGGACCCGUCUUGUAGAAGGAGAGUUGAUCAAACGUUACAGCGCCUGGCAGAGCCGAUCGUCCCCCGCUGCUGUUGGAGCCUGA